GGCGAGCUUCUGUUGCGGUUCAGGCGAGGGACGAGAGGAGGGCCGACCCCACAGCACCGGCCGCUUGGUCGACUUCAGAAGUUAACAAUUCGUUCCCGUGUCUCUGGGUCCCCGACAUUUCUGUUCCCGUAAACAACAACAGUAAUCAUGGCAGAAGCCCACCAGGCGGUGGCCUUCCAGUUUACAGUCACCCCAGAGGGCAUUGAUCUGCAGCUGUCCCACCAGGCCCUCACUGAGAUCUACCUCUCUGGUGUGCGCUCCUGGAAGAAGCGUAUCAUCAGACUCAAGAACAGUGUGAUAACAGGGGUAUAUCCUGCCAGCCCUUCCUCCUGGCUUUUUGUGGUCAUAGCAAUCCUGGCUACUAUGUACACUCGCUCUGACCCCUCCAUGGGCCUCAUAGCCAAGAUACAGGAGCACCUACCUGUCAGCCAGUCAAUGAGUACCCAGUGUCAGGCAGUGGUGUCAGCAGUGCUCUUCAGCACCAUGCUAUGGCUCUUGCUCAUCUUCACCAUGCGCCUGUGCCUCAAGCAGCUCCUCUCCUACCACCGCUGGAUGUUCGAGCAACACGGCAAGAUGUCCAACACCACCAAAGUCUGGGUGGCCUUGGUGCGGAUCUUUUCUGGCAGAAAGCCUCUACUCUACAGCUACCAGGGUUCGUUGCCAAACCUGCCUGUGCCCACCAUUAAGGACACAGUCAAGAGGUACUUGGAAUCCGUGCGUCCCCUGAUGGAUGAUAUGCAGUAUGAACGUAUGACAAAGCUGGCCGCAGAGUUCGAGAGCAGCCUCGGUAACCGCCUGCAGUGGUACCUCAAACUCAAAGCUCUCUGGGCAUCCAACUACGUUAGUGACUGGUGGGAGGAAUACAUCUACCUACGGGGACGAAGCCCAAUCAUGGUCAACAGUAACUACUAUGGCAUGGACUUCUUGUACGUGACACCCACGCCCAUCCAGGCGGCCAGGGCAGGCAACAGCAUUCACGCAUUCUUCCUGUACCGUCGCAAACUAAACAAAGAGGAGAUUAAACCUAGUCGUAUACCAGGCACUGUCAUUCCUCUGUGUGCAGCUCAGUGUGAGAGGAUAUUCAACACCACACGCACUCCUGGAGAGGAGACCGAUACUGUACAACAUUGGCAGGACAGUGACUACAUAGUGGUAUACCACAGGGGUCGCUACUUUCGUCUGAGGGUGUACCAGGCAGGCAGACUCCUUUCCCCUAGGGAGAUUGAAUUCCAGAUUCAGAGGAUUCUUGACGACCCUUCACCUCCAUCCAAAGGAGAGGCCAAACUCGGUGCCCUGACUGCUGGAGACAGAAUUCCUUGGGCAAAAGCCAGGAUGAAGUAUUUCAGCAGUGGGGUCAAUAAACGCUCUCUGGACUGCAUUGAGAGAGCUGCCUUCUUUGUGACCCUGGAUGAUGAUGAACAGGGCAUGUUGGGAGAUGACCCUGUGGCCAGUUUAGAUUGCUAUGCCAAGUCCUUGUUGCAUGGGAAAUGUUAUGACAGGUGGUUUGACAAGUCCUUCUCAGUUGUUUACUACAAGAAUGGAAAGAAUGGCAUAAAUGGAGAGCACUCGUGGGCUGACGCACCAGUGUUAGCACACUUAUGGGAGUACACCCUGGCCAUCGACAGUUUCCAGCUGGGUUACAAUACAGAGGGUCACUGCAAAGGAGACGUGGAUUCAUCACUACCACAACCACAGAAGCUGAACUGGGAAAUCCCUCCAGAAUGUGAGGAGCAGAUCUCCCAGUCCUUGGCAGUGGCCCAGGCCCUGGCUGAUGAUGUGGACUUCCACGUUUUCUCCUUCCAAGACUUUGGCAAAGGAAAGGUCAAGAAGUGUCGAGUCAGCCCAGAUGCCUUCAUUCAAAUGGCUCUUCAGCUGGCCUACUACAGGGACCGGGGCACAUUCUGUCUGACGUACGAAGCUUCCAUGACACGUUUGUUCAGGGAGGGCCGGACCGAGACUGUUCGCUCCUGUACCAGUGAGAGUAGUGCCUUCGUCCAAGCUCUGGAGGGUGGAGAGGCAGCAGAUGUGUGCAGGCGUUUGUUCCGUGCAGCGUCAGAAAAGCACCAGAAUCUAUACCGCAUGGCCAUGACUGGAGCUGGCAUCGACAGACACCUCUUUUGCCUCUACGUGGUUUCCAAAUACCUCGGAGUGGAGUCUCCUUUCUUGAAAGAGGUGUUGUCUGAGCCCUGGCGGCUGUCCACCAGUCAGACUCCAGUCCAGCAGGUGGAGCUUUUUGACAUGGUCAAUCACCCAGAGUACAUCUCCUGUGGUGGCGGCUUUGGUCCGGUGGCUGAUGAUGGUUAUGGGGUGUCCUACUACAUUCUGGGAGACAGCAUGAUAAACUUCCACAUCUCGUGCAAGCACUCAUGUCCAGACACUGAUGCCCAUAAGUUUGGUACACAGAUCAGAAAAGCCCUGCACGACCUGAUAAAGCUGCUGAGCCCCAACCAAAGAGAGCCCCACAAAACAGAAGAGAAUCGGCCUGAGGUCAAGAAAGACCUGUAGAUGGUUACUCAGGGGAAAAGGGGUGCUGAAGGGAAAGUGUGCAAGCAAAAAUGUUACAUUAUUAAGUGAGGACAGACAGGUUAUUUUUCCUUCUGCACUGGGAGAAUUUUAUAGGCAGGGAGAUGAUAUUCAAGAGACAGCUCCAUGGGGAAACUGGUAUUAUGAAGGUGAUGUUUUUACUGAUGUGCAUCUGUAUUUGUGUGUUUGUAUUAGCUGUGUGAUUGGUGUGUGAAGAGAGAGAAAAAGUCAUUAGAAAUUAAGAGGUGGGAUUCAAAUACGGUACAGUUACUGGUUUAGUUUGUUUUAACAGUAAACCGUUGGAAAAAAAACAUCAUAAACACAAAAUGAAAAGGUUAUAUAUUGUGACAUGGUUAGUUUAUUAUCAAAAGGCCAGUGUGAAUUGCACCACUCAAAGUUAGGGUAGAAAUCCCUAACAUCACCUUACUGCAGGGAGGAAUAUAAUAUAAAUUCAAGUGAAGUAUGUUUUGACGGGAUUAGGUAGGCCGCACUUUUUGUUCCACUAAUUGUCUGUUGUUGGAUUUGUUUGGAAAAUGCAAUUGUAAGUAAAUCUUGAGUCUUGGAAAAUUAGCAUGGAGAGCCAACGUGGAGGACUGUUGAGGUGACUUCAGUUUCUACUAUCUGAAUGCAACAUGGUCGCAACAGUGAGAACAGGUAUUUUAAAAUGUCGGAGGUCUGUGACUUCUCAGUGUUUACUCAUUAUGUAUAAAUCUGCUUUUUACAUACAUGAUUGUGAUGCUCUGCUGAGAGUUCCAGGCUGUUCAUACAUGUAGUGAUAUGACUUGGCUCUGUUAAAUUAAUGGGUUGGCAUUACUGUUUGAUUAGUAUUAUAUUCAGUGGUAACUCACCCAGGAAAUCACUUUUAUUUUUUGAAGCAAAUUCACAUUGUACAUAUAGAUGAUGUUGGUCAUUUUUUCUUUCAGUGGUUGUAGGCAUUUCAAACUUGAAGAGUUAAGAAGUGUACUGUAAUGAACUCCAGUUAUUUCUCUGCCAUCUAUAAAUCUGUUUUGUAUAUUUUAUUUUUCCUCACUGUGUUAUUACACAAGCACCAUAAAAAUGCAAACUAUAUUUAUGUGCAUGACGUGUCACUCAGUCUCCAGCAGUGCUGCAGGUCAGAUGUGGGUUACACGUUAAGUGACAUUUUGUGGUCAAGCCAUGUAAUUUGAAGGAUGGUACAUUGCCAGUGACGCAGAUUCCUGUUGUUCUCCAUUGAUUUACUGCCUUUUUUUGUUUUCAGUACAGAUCAGUUGGGGUUGUUUAAUUAUAUUGCUAUUGUCAGCCUUUUUAAUGCGAUAUUACAAGGGAACAUAAAAUCAUUCUUACAGAAAAAAGGCCUAAAGUGUGUUUCUUUUUCUUGCCUUAAAGGACUACCCCACUGAUUUAGCAUUGCACUCCUAUAAGAUUGUCAGACUCACAAUGGACAGUCAAAAAUCAGCAGAUUGCAGCAGAACCAGAAAUAUCUCCUCUCGUUAUUCCCCACGAACUAUGUCAAAACCUGGCGCCUACAAUACUGCAUUAACCGUAAGUGUGCUGUGUCCUUUUUCUGCAGGUCAAAGCACCCCUGUUAUUAAUAAAUUAU
Messenger RNA from Xiphias gladius (swordfish), 4102 nucleotides. RefSeq names its product carnitine O-palmitoyltransferase 1, liver isoform-like. The transcript has 19 exons. The coding region runs from base 148 to 2505 and encodes 785 amino acids. Gene Ontology annotation, molecular function: carnitine O-palmitoyltransferase activity. Gene Ontology annotation, cellular component: mitochondrion. Gene Ontology annotation, biological process: fatty acid metabolic process; carnitine metabolic process. NCBI's taxonomy places the organism in Eukaryota, Metazoa, Chordata, Actinopteri, Istiophoriformes, Xiphiidae. The record is from RefSeq and is a predicted model, not a curated record.